UGCCCUCUGGAGCUUAACCUUUAGGUAUGACUGAUAGCAUUGUGAAUUCCAAAAGAGAUGAGAGAAGGGAGAUGAGGGCAAGGAGAAAGGGGCACUGCUUAGAGACAAGGCCAUUUGCUGAGGAAACACACUGAUGUGUCUUCUUUCAUCCCUGAGAGCAUACACACUGACUUUGUGAAGUGUGAAGUAUGAAUUAUCUGGACCACUGAGCAGAUAGCAGCAGAGCAAAGAUGAAGGAGAUGAGGAUGAAGGAAGAGGAGGACGGCUGGGAAGCAGAAAACUGGCAGAAGAACAGAGCUACUAGGCAUAUGGGAAGAGGGAUCCACCGGGUACGUGCAGAAGCCCAAAGGCUCUGCAGAAGAAAUGGCAUCAACUGGAUGGCGGGCAAUACCUGCUGCCCACGGCGACUGUCCCUCAGCCUCUGGGAUCCUCAGAGGGAUCAAUUCGUGCCUGUCCAGCUCCUUCCUCAAGAGAGGCGUCAGUGCCCGGGUUCUCCGGCCCUGCGGCCUGUGGCUCGGCCCUGGACCCUGCCCGGCACCACGGUCCGUCUCUGUGAGCAGGCGGGGAGGAGGAGGGCUGGUUCCCGGCUGGACGGGCUGUUCCUGCGGCGAUUCCUGCGGCUCCUGGCCGUGCUCUUUCCUGGAUGGCCCUCCCCGAGCGCCCUCAUGUUCUUGACGCUGCUCGGUGUCUCCUUACUGGAGCAGCUGGUUAUUUACCAGGUCGGCGUCAUCCCCAGCCAGUACUAUGAGGUCCUAGGGAAGAAGGACUUCUCCGGAUUCAAAACAUUGACUGUCGUUGCUGUGACUCUGAUUAUUGUGAACUCCACGCUAAAAAGUUUCGACCAGUUUAUCUGCAACAUGAUGUAUGUGAACUGGAGGAAGUCCCUCACUGAAUACCUCCACAGCUGCUACUUCCAAGGCCAGGUCUACUACAACCUGCUCGUGCUGCGUGAGGACAUCGAUAACCCGGACCAGCGCAUCAGCCAGGAUGUGGAGAGGUUCUGCAGGCAGCUCAGCUCCAUGGCCAGCAAGCUUGUCAUCUCACCCUUCACACUGGCCUACUACACAUACCAGUGCUUUCACAGCACAGGCUGGCUAGGCCCAGUAAGCAUCUUUGGAUAUUUCGUCAUUGGGACGAUGGUUAACAAAGUGUUGAUGAGCCCAAUUGUGUCUAAACUUGUGAAGCAGGAAAAACUGGAGGGAGAUUUCAGGUUCAAGCACAUGCAGAUCCGUGUCAAUGCAGAACCAGCUGCUUUCUACAGGGCUGGACGAGUGGAGCACAUGCGCACAAACCAGAGGCUGCAGAGCCUGCUGAAGACCCAGAGAGAGCUGAUAGGCAAGGAGCUGUGGCUAUACAUUGGGAUCAACACCUUUGAUUAUCUGGGCAGCAUCCUGAGCUACGUGGUCAUUGCCAUUCCCAUCUUUUCUGGGGUCUACGGCGACCUGAGUCCAACAGAGCUCAGUUCCCUUGUCAGCAAGAAUGCCUUUGUUUCCAUCUACCUCAUUGGCUGCUUCAGCCAGCUUAUAGAUCUUUCCAGCACUCUGACUGAUGUAGCUGGCUACACACACAGGAUUGGCGAAUUGCAGGAGACCUUGCUGAGCCUUGGCAGAAAAAAAAAUGGUAACUACUCUGAAGCCAAAACCAGUUGGGAUUUGGACGGCAACCAUUCUGGCGAGGACCCAGUACCAAGGGACACAGCUUUCCUUCUGGAGCAAGUGACACUCUCAGUACCAUCCUCUGGCAAGCUGCUCAUCAAGGACUUGAGCCUCAGGAUCUCACAAGGAAACAGUGUGAUGAUUGUGGGAAACACUGGUACAGGGAAGACAUCUCUCCUUAGGGUCCUCGGAGGACUCUGGGAAAGCACACGAGGGAGCAUCAGGAUGCUGACCUGCUUUGGUCCCCGAGGAGUGGUGUUCCUACCGCAGAGGCCUUUCUUCACUGAUGGAAGCCUGCGUGAGCAGGUGAUCUAUCCCCUGAAGGAGAUCUAUCCACUUUCAGGGUCUGCAGAUGAUGAGAGGAUUGUGCGAUUCCUGGAGCUGGCUGGGCUGACUGAUUUGCUGGCAAGGGCUGGAGGACUGGAUGAACAGGUGGACUGGAACUGGUAUGACAUCCUGUCCCCAGGGGAGAUGCAAAGACUCUCAUUUGCACGGCUCUUCUACCUCCAGCCAAAAUAUGCAGUGUUAGAUGAAGCCACCAGUGCCUUGACAGAAGAGGUGGAGCAUGAACUGUACCGUAUGUGCCUUCAGCUGGGCAUGACACUGAUCAGUGUGGGACACAGACCCAGCCUGGAAAAGUUCCACAGCUGGAUUUUGAAACUUCACGGGGAGGGAAGAUGGGAGCUCACUCGAUGUGAGAAGAUGAAGCGGCUCACUUCUGAGGAAGGACACUGAAGAACAUGCCCUUGUCUAGCCAGCCACAGAACAUGCACCUGUGUGGAAGAGCUCUCAAUAGCAGACAUGGAGCUGCCAAGUCAGAAGCUGUGUCAAACAGUGGAAGACCAGUUCUGGAUUUUGCUGAUGGACACACAGUAUGUCUGAACUCAUGGAGUUUUGCCAAGAGUAGACAUAACUAUGCCACCCUUCUUCCAGCCUCCUUCUGCCUCCCUGGCUCUCAUGAGAGAAAGGAGCUGAGCUGUUUGGCCACCCUGAGAGAAGAUGCUGCCUCAUGGGUCUUGUAGAAACAAUAGCCAGAGAAACCUCCACUUUGUCUUGGAUACAUUGGUGUGAGGCUAGAAUGCAGCCUCCUUUUCUGCCCUCUGUGCCUUGCUAGGAGCUCUGUCUUUGAUACACAGCUCUGCAGUACAGAUUUAUGUACCUUGUGGCUCUGUUGAGAAUUGUGUUUUCCAGCAGGAGACAAGGGGAGGAGAAUGCUAGCACAGAGAAGGGGCAUGUCUCUGCUCUCUCCAUAACACAUGGCUACAGGUGAAAGGAACAUUUUUGUAUUAAAAUCUGGGGCCUGUUUUCAAACUGGUUUUAUGGAGAAGAGUGAAUAUUUAUUUGUUAAACAGA
Molecule: messenger RNA, 3008 nt
Organism: Vidua chalybeata
Lineage: Eukaryota; Metazoa; Chordata; Aves; Passeriformes; Viduidae
Gene: ABCD4
Product: ATP binding cassette subfamily D member 4
Exons: 20
Coding region: 231-2390 (719 amino acids)
Biological process (GO): very long-chain fatty acid catabolic process; long-chain fatty acid import into peroxisome; peroxisome organization
Cellular component (GO): peroxisomal membrane
Molecular function (GO): ATP binding; ATP hydrolysis activity; long-chain fatty acid transmembrane transporter activity
Source: RefSeq, a predicted model, not a curated record